GCUGAAUUUUUAAAAUAAAUGUUCCAACCCCUGUUAUUAUCCAGUACUUAUAUUUAACUUCUGUACUGGAUAAUCCUGAGAGAUUCAGCAAGAGACUCGUACCUUCUGGUAGCACUGUAUAAAGAAAGGCCUUCCUCCAGCAAGUGGCCCAAAAAUAUACCUCUUUGGUCUGUUUUUGUUGUUGAUAAAUGCACGGCAUAUUGUAGCAACAGUGGUUUUUAUUACGUACUGCGUCAUGAUAUGGAAUACUCUAGAAUUGUGACAAAACUUGAUACGAGAUUACAAGUAUUUCAAAUCAGACCAAAAGGUUAUUUUGACAACUUGAGAAAACCCACAUUUUGUAUCUUAAAAAAGAAGAAUGUAACGGCCGCCAGAGUUUAAAACUACAGUGCAGGCUUAGCAUAUGCAACACUUCCAGGUACAUUGUAAUUGUCACUCGACACUACUGAUAGUUACUUCCAAACAGUAUUUAAAAGUUUGUUUUGUUUAAAAGGUGCAAGAGUAGAGUGCAAAAUAGAAUGCGGAAAGUAAAAACAGAUCUUAAGAACAAUCACACUUUUAGGACUCACCCAAGCUGACAAAUGCAGGAGCAUGUGGACUCACAGGUAGUACUGAGUAGGAGAUCCAGCGUCUCAGCAUGUGCCUGUUCUUUCAGGCUCUCCAAUACCCUCCCUGAAGGGCUGGGCAAAACACAGGAGUGCCUUGAUGGAAAGCAGUGAAGCUGCGUUGGGGUUAGAGAUCAGUCAGUGUAGCCACACUAGUGCUGACCUCACUUGAUUGAAACUGACUGUGUAAUAUGAAAGGAGGGGGUAUGUUUCAUGUCAGCAGUUGCUGAUCUUGCUUCACAGUGGCUUUAAAAAGCACCUUAUUCACGCUUGGACACUGUACUGGAAGAAUUGCUUUAAACAAUUUUCCCGAAGCAUAUGUAAGGAAGAUAUUAAAAUCUUGAUUAAAAAGAUACAUUUUUUUAAAUCCUCAGGUAUGUGUGAUAGUUAUUAUAAAAGACAACAAUUUCUAAAACAGUAAUAAUAUUCUUUUAAAUUUCUAAACUAAAAGGACUUUUUUUUUUAAUUGCUACAGGAGUUAAAUGUCUUUAGUAAGAAAAAAGGCAGUACAAAUGAGAGUGUUAUUCCUACAACCUUUUCUGUCCCUGGAUAUCAAAGUAUUUAAUUUAGUCUGCCUUGCUUCUACCAGGAGUAUCUUGGGGGGGCAGGGUUCAUGAGGACAAAGAGUCUUCCCUUUUCUUUCCUUACAGUCAUUUUAAUUGUUAGUUGAAAUCUUAAGGUGGCUUCCUUAUUGGGAGGCAUUCACUUUGGUGGGCUUGACAGUCUGUCAAGCUGUGGUAGGCACUUCUUUUUCAGGUGGGCAUGAAGACUGCGUAAGAGAGCAAUUCAUGUUGGGGAAGAGCAGCAUCUGACAGGACUGCAUGCCCAAAGCCUGCAAGAAACAGAAAUGUACCCCAGUGUUCCCACUGAGCACAGGCACUUAGCUUAAAUUCUGAUCUUAAAAAAAUCAUGUAUAGUGUCAAGUUUCCAUACCAGAUCUUCAUCAGUGAAGGUCUUGUCUGAUUACCUACUGACUGCUUAUCAGAUUGCCAGUCAAAUCAGGAGAACAAUACAACCCUUAGAAACUGAAAAGUGUCUGUGACUUUUAUGCCUUAGCAUUGUUAUGAAAUUGGAUGGGUAAAGUCAUUCAUCCUUGAUAAUACUGCAGAAGGCUUCUGGCUUGUUUUUGCUGCUGUUUGGGUUUUUCCAAAUUUUGUCCUCAGUGUAGUGAUUGUAUAUCUUAGAAUAACAGAAAUAUCUAGCACUUCCCAAAGAAAUGAAACCAAAUACAAAGUGGUCUAUCAUAUGAGCCAAACAGCAAAUAGGAUUAUUGAAGUAUUUUCAGACCAUAAAUGGAGCUUGUUGGCAUAUUAUGUGCAACAAAGAGAACUGCUGUUUUAAUCUGUGGUUGAUAGGAAAUGCUGCAGCUAAUCCUAGGAAAGAAUAAAAGAGCGGUCAUCUGUGAAUCCAUGAAUUUAAGAGAUGAGAGGUAUAUUUCAAGCUAUUACAGAGAGACUUGCAAUAGACAAUUAGCUUUGAAAAUUCAGCAGCCACGGUCUGUUUAAAUGCAAAACCUGGCAAAACCACUUGUUUCUACGCCAGCAUAUGAGGAUCUUAUCUCAUUUUAUCAGUGGAGGUCUGCAACAGGAUGGGGUUGGAAGUAAUUCCUCUACCAGAAUACUAAGCUGAUUGGCUUUGUCUGUUUUUCCUCAGCAGAGCUUCUAUUUCUCUGUCGUUUGCAAGCAUGGACAUGCUUUUAUUUUAAUAUCCACAGUGCUAUAUGCAGUGGAAACAAGAGUUACUCUGCUCUAUAAGUUAAUCUGCUCAUAAGAUCACAAAGUUUUCAUUGUGUUGUACUGCUAACGGGAGAAGUGUGUAGGAAUAAUGUGUGAUAACUUCUCAUUGUUCCUGCUUUUAUCUUAGGCAUUGCUUGGUGGCAGAGAAUCCUAUUAAAUUAAUUUUACAUAUAAGCUUCUGGUAUGUACUGAAUUCCUCUAACCCAUUACAGAGAUUCCUGGGUAAUGAACCCAAGAAUUUUAUGAUUACUAAAUUCUAUUUACAGAGAUGACUUAAAACACUUCUUGUAGAACAUCAGCAUACUGUCUUUCACUUAAUGAAAGUGUAAAAUGACUGAUGUCAGUGAAUGGAUUGGUUUAGUUAUCAGAAAGGUUAAAGAUAAAUAAUUAACUGGCUGUUCCAGAACAGGGCUACAAAGCUGAUGGCAGUAAAAGCACAUUAAAAAAUUAUAUUACUGAAUAGUCUGCAGGUCAGCAGCGGGGCAGCCAAAGAAAUGGAUCCAUAAGCAUCAGACUUUUAACUAUGGAUUUUAGGAAACUGUAUGAAAGAACACUCGGGCACUCAUAGAUUGCCACACUGGACUUUGAUGUCCUGCCCCAGUCUUUUGUCUUGCUGCUCCCAGUAGGUAGUGGGAUCUCACUCCCAUCAGGUGUUCAGAGCGUCAGUAGUAAUGAACUCUACGGUCAUAUCCAGAAGGACAAUCAAGAAAAAGUUUUCCUACCAGCAUAAUAGUCUGUGUAAAUGACUGAAGAGAUGUGAAUAUGUGUCACUUUGGUGAUGUUUAGUGCGUCUCUGACAUAUGGGCAGGCUAACGUAAUGCCAGCAAAGAAGAGGUAGUAGCCAAGAGGUUCUGUGACCACAUCAGCGUGGAGCUAACGCGAGUAUGGGCAACAGUAGUCACAGUAGUCUCGAGGUCCACUCAGACUAAUUUUAUUGUGCUUCCAGAUAAAUGAAUUUUCGUUCCUAAUACUUGGUCAGGUGUUUCUGUAAUGAACUGCAGUGCGUUCAGAGGCUUGGUAAAAGGGCGGCAGUAAAUAAAUGCACUGCCAAAAUUAUACUGCCUGCUCCAGUGAUUAAUAGUUCCCAACAUCCAGCAUACACCACAUUGGACUGCCUAAUAGCUCUAAAUCUUCAUGACAGUAGGGCUCUGGACAGAUGGAACUAAGGACGUUGCAUCUAUGUAGUUGCCUUAACGACCAAAUUUGUAAUCACCUCAAAGAAUGAAAUCAGGUUGGUGUGGCAUGACCUAUUUUAUGUAACACCAUCUUAACAUGCAUUAAUUAUGUUCUCAUCCGUUAAUUCUUUAUUGCUCAAAUCCUGUAUCAUCUUUCUGUUAUUUUACCUGAUUUAUCUGGGAUAGAUGUCAGGCUACCUGGCUGAGAGUUACCUGGGUCAACAUUCUCUCUUUAAAUAUACGUAUAAUAUUAGCACUUUUCUUAAUGUUUUGAAAUGUCCUCAGUAUUCCAAGACUUGUUGAAAUUAGCAUUAGCUAGCUAAUGAUGUUGAUUUUAAAAUAUUUAUCCCUUAUACCAUUUAUGUAAUCAUUUCUGUUGCAAAUAUGUGUGUUGGUUGUUCAGCCACUACAUUUUCAAAUGCACAUGUAAUUACGGAAGUCUCUGCACUUACUCUGCAUCAACACCUUGUCUUCAUCUAGUGAAGUCCCUGGACAUUACUGUAGUCUCCAGUUUCCCAUCAUGAGUCCCUUCUUCGCGAUGUCUCUCCUCUUCGUCCUGACUUUCGGUCAAACAGCAUCACUUUGUGCUCCUUCUGAGUAUAUAAUCCAUGUGGAGAAAAGGGAAUGUGCCUACUGCCUGGCCAUCAACACCACCAUCUGCGCUGGAUUUUGCAUGACUCGGGACAGCAAUGGCAAGAAGCUGCUACUCAGAAGUGCUCUGUCCCAGAAUGUGUGCACAUAUAAAGAUAUGUUGUAUCAAACGGCACUGAUUCCGGGCUGUCCUCGUCACAUCGUCCCCUAUUAUUCCUACCCCGUGGCUGUGAGCUGCAAGUGUGGAAAAUGUAACACUGAUUAUAGUGACUGUGUUCAUGAGAAGGUUAGGACAAACUAUUGCACUAAACCACAGAAGCCCUGUAACAUGUAAGCUUCCAACAGAAUGUGGUUAAAAUGUACCUCUCUGCUCACAGCUAAACAUAAAUAAAAGUGUAUUUCAUAACAAGUUUGCAAA
Molecule: messenger RNA, 4525 nt
Organism: Phalacrocorax carbo (great cormorant)
Lineage: Eukaryota; Metazoa; Chordata; Aves; Suliformes; Phalacrocoracidae
Source: RefSeq, a predicted model, not a curated record